ACGAAAUGGCGUCAUUCAUUGCGUCGCUUUGGUUUUUAGUCGGCCACGCCUGCAGAUUUUUCUGUAUUUCAUACGAUUUGUAGUCUAUUCGUGAAUAUUUCGAUGUAAUUUCUUCAAAUAUUGCAUUACAUAGUGGUGUAUUUUAUGUAAUGUCAUUUCAAUACGUCAUUUUUUGAAAACUGCUUAACUUUUUAAUUUUUUCUUUUUUUGACUUCUUUUUUUUAAUUAAAAAAAAACAAUCGCCCAUCUAUCCUUGGGUAGCGAAAAAUCGUGAUUUUGGAAGUGAAUUUUGUGUUAUUGUGGUGAUUAUACCAAUCUCACCAUGAGUACGGGAACACAAGUGCGGUUGGUGAACGUGGUUCCACUCAAAAUGGGCACCAAAAUUAAAGUGGAACCGCUAAGCGAGACAGAGGAGGUGGUCAGCUGUCGUAUUUGCAUGAAAGGCUUUGCAAGCGACAUGGCGCUGAGAAACCAUGUGCGAAUGGAGCAUAUUGAAGCCUUCGAGACGGGUGACCCUAACGUGUGGACGGCGCCCGUCGAAAAUUCCCCAGUGAAAAAGAAGAGACUGACAAAAAUCCCUCUCUCGGCGAAAAUCAAAGAAGACCCAGCAGAAAUCAAAAAGAAGACCGAACAGAUCUUCUCAUCGAUGACCCCUGGGAACCUCAUGAGCCUCGCUUCCAACGAUGUGAGCUACAUCAUCAUCAAGUCCGAAGAAACUGAUAGUCCUCCGGAGAAGAAGAAAAAAGUCAAAGUGGUGAAAGUGAAUCAGCAAACGAAGGAAACUGUGAGGAAGCAGAAAGAACCGCCGCAGCCUAUCACUGGCCCAUUCGAAUGCGUCCAACCCUCAAACACGGUGGCCGAAGGAGUCUGCCACCAGAUAUUCUUCUCGUGCUGCGAGUAUUCGGCCCACUUUCGGGACGAACACACUCGGCGUCGCAAGGGGCUUCGGUGUCAAGUAUGCGAGAAGCCGCUUCUACAGCAGCAUGAGGGCAGAGCACCCUAUACCUGUGAGGUGUGCGGAGCGGGUUUUUCUGCGAGUAAAGAACUGUCUGCGCACACGUCGGCCGCGCACGUCAAGCUCAAGCCCUUCCAGUGCUCCAUCUGCUUCAAGCGCUUUACGCAGCAGGGCGGCGUUCAACAACACAUGAGAAUGCAUACCGGCGACAGGCCUUUCAGUUGCACUUUCUGCCCUAAGUCCUUCACGCAGAAGUCUGGCCUCGACCAACAUAUCAGGAUACACACAAAGGUGCGUCCCUACCGCUGCGUCAUCUGCGGCAAGACGUUCUGCCAGUCAGUCCAUCUCAAACAACACAUGCGGACGCACACCAACGUGUCGCCAUUCCAGUGCGGCAUUUGCCAGAAGCGGUUCAAGCAGAGCAGCCAUCUGAACUACCAUCUGAGGAACCACAACCCUGCCAACAUGACCGACGACCAGAAGCAGAAGUACGAGGAACUAGUCGGAAUGAUGAGCAAGGAGAUCGUUCAAGUGGAGAUACAGUCCACGGAGACUGAAGAGACUGAGGAGACUAUGGAGACCGAGGAGACCAUGGAGACAACGGAGAUUUGCGAGGACAUGGAACAGGUAGUGGCCGCGCAAAACAUACAAAUGGUAGACGGGGAAUACAUUUUGGGCGACGACGUCGGGCAGACAUGGAGAGUGGAGAUGGCUGAAAACUAGUCCCAAUUCCAGACCGAGACUGCACUGUGCUUUGUGAGAAAAUUUGGGUAUCAUUAUAAAGGUCAUUAUGGGGGCUUAGUCAUCAAAAUGACAACCGGGAUGCAAAAUGUCCACUUCUCGAAAUUACUUCUUAAAAUAUCAACUUCGCUAAAAGACAACUUCUUAUAAUAAUAUUGUCUAUAUCGGAUAUUUCGAUUAUUUGUGGACAUUUUGCGUCCCGGUUGUCAUUUUGAUGACUAAGCCAUUAAGGGCCUAUUAAUACGAUGGUAGUCAGGCCAAGGGUAUUAUUAAUACGGUGGUAGUCACGCCCCUGGUUUUACUGCUUGGACGGCAAAACCAUCAAGUUAAUAUACCUAGCGGAAUAGAGCAACAAAGAACUGAGCGAGCGAGAUGUCACUAGCAGCAACACUGUAUGAUAA
Molecule: messenger RNA, 2097 nt
Organism: Ostrinia furnacalis (Asian corn borer)
Lineage: Eukaryota; Metazoa; Arthropoda; Insecta; Lepidoptera; Crambidae
Product: zinc finger protein 778
Exons: 10
Coding region: 323-1678 (451 amino acids)
Biological process (GO): regulation of transcription by RNA polymerase II
Cellular component (GO): nucleus
Molecular function (GO): DNA-binding transcription factor activity, RNA polymerase II-specific
Source: RefSeq, a predicted model, not a curated record